UCAAAGCAAAGCAAAUAAUUAAGUGUGGAUCAAGAGCUACCUGCAGCUUUGACCGGUUCAAAACAGGUGAGACAGAAGCGGGAGGUGUGGAGGAUCAGGUACACUACAGGUGACUCCUUCCUAGGAUCCAAUAGGGCAGGAAGGAUUCCCUUCCUUAUUAAAGGACUUCAGUGAUUCACGGAAUGAGUAUCCUUUCCAAUUUACACUGGCAAGAUGAAGCCGGUGUUCAAUGAGUGAGGAAACAGCUUUGAAUGAAGAGGGAUUUCUCUUCGUAGAUUUCUCUUCAAUUCACAAUCAGAGGAAGGUCCUGCAGGUAGAUCCCAUUGGAAACCUACAUUUAUUUGAUCAAGAAGCUGAGCUGCCUGAAUUGACAGAUAUUAAGAUUUGAAAGCAUGUACCUGCAGAAUCAUCAAACUGGACUCGUUUGGGAAUGACUUCUGGAUUGCACAUAUAUUACCUCUCAUCCGGGUAAUGCGGCUGGAAACCUGCCCUGUCUCAGAUGUAUGGCACACAUCAGCCUCCAGGUGUAUAUAGUAAGAGACCCACAGGCAUGGGUCUUGCAGUGCAUACGGCUUUCGGUUCUUGGAGCUGGUUGCUAUGGCUGAUGGUCCUUGCAUUUUCGGAAGCAUCAUCGUAUGUGAACGAAUCCUCAAAUUCCACUGCCCAACAGGCACCUGAUGCUCGGUUUGCUGCUUCCAGCUCAGACCCUGAUGAACGGAUAUCUGUGUUUGAACUGGAUUAUGACUAUGUUCAAAUUCCCUAUGAGGUCACCCUCUGGAUAUUGCUUGCAUCUCUUGCAAAGAUCGGUUUCCACCUUUACCACAAGCUACCCCACCUCAUGCCAGAAAGCUGCCUCCUCAUCAUCGUGGGUGCGCUGGUGGGUAGCAUCAUCUUUGGCACCCAUCACAAGUCGCCUCCAGUCAUGGAUUCGAGCAUUUACUUCCUGUAUCUCCUUCCACCCAUCGUGCUCGAGAGCGGCUACUUCAUGCCCACACGGCCCUUCUUUGAGAACAUCGGCUCCAUCCUGUGGUGGGCAGGUCUGGGGGCCCUGAUCAAUGCCUUUGGUAUUGGUCUCUCCCUCUACUUCGUCUGCCAGAUCAAGGCCUUCGGCCUUGGUGACAUCAACCUGCUGCAGAAUCUGCUGUUUGGUAGCCUGAUCUCGGCGGUGGACCCUGUGGCGGUGCUGGCUGUGUUUGAGGAGGCACGUGUGAAUGAGCAGCUUUACAUGAUGAUCUUUGGGGAAGCCCUGCUCAAUGACGGAAUCAGUGUGGUCUUAUACAACAUACUAAUUGCCUUCACUAAGAUGCAUAAAUUUGAGGACAUAGAACCUGUGGACAUUUUGGCCGGCUGCGCCAGAUUCGUCAUUGUGGGGUGUGGGGGAGUAUUUUUCGGCAUCAUUUUUGGAUUCAUCUCUGCAUUCAUCACACGUUUCACUCAGAAUAUCUCUGCGAUUGAGCCGCUCAUCGUUUUCAUGUUCAGUUAUCUGUCUUACUUAGCAGCGGAGACACUUUAUCUCUCUGGCAUUCUGGCAAUCACGGCUUGUGCAGUGACAAUGAAAAAGUAUGUGGAAGAGAAUGUGUCCCAGACAUCCUACACGACCAUCAAGUACUUCAUGAAGAUGCUGAGCAGUGUGAGCGAGACCUUGAUCUUCAUCUUCAUGGGCGUGUCCACCGUUGGGAAGAACCACGAGUGGAACUGGGCAUUCAUUUGCUUCACGCUGGUCUUCUGCCAGAUCUGGAGAGCCAUCAGCGUAUUUACUCUCUUCUAUGUCAGUAACCAGUUUCGGACUUUUCCCUUCUCCAUCAAGGACCAGUUCAUAAUCUUCUACAGUGGCGUGAGAGGCGCGGGAAGCUUUUCCCUUGCGUUUUUGCUUCCUCUGUCCCUUUUUCCUAGGAAGAAAUUAUUUAUUACUGCUACUUUAGUAGUUACGUACUUUACUGUAUUCUUUCAGGGAAUCACAAUUGGCCCACUGGUCAGGUACCUGGAUGUCAGAAAGACCAAUAAAAAAGAAUCCAUCAAUGAAGAGCUGCAUAUCCGGCUGAUGGAUCAUCUAAAGGCUGGGAUUGAAGAUGUGUGUGGGCAAUGGAGUCACUACCAAGUGAGAGACAAGUUCAAGAAGUUUGAUCAUAGAUACUUACGGAAAAUCCUAAUCCGGAGGAACCUGCCAAAAUCAAGCAUUGUUUCUUUGUAUAAGAAGCUUGAGAUGAAACAGGCCAUUGAGAUGGUAGAGACCGGAAUACUGACCUCAGCAGCUUUCCCCACACCCUAUCAGCCUAAGAGGAUACAGGGAACCAAGCGGCUUUCCCCUGAAGACGUGGAGUCCAUGCGGGACAUUCUGACGAGAAACAUGUACCAAGUUCGACAAAGAACCAUGUCCUACAACAAAUACAACCUCAAACCCCGAACAAGUGAGAAGCAAGCCAAGGAGAUUUUGAUCCGCCGCCAGAACACACUGAGGGAGAGCAUGCGGAAAGGCCAAAGUCUGCCCUGGGGAAAGCCGGCAGGCACCAAGAACUUUCGCUACCUCUCCUUCCCCUACAGCAAUCCUCAGGCAUCGAGGAGAGAAGCAAGGGCUGCUGAGUCCACAGAUGACGAUGGCAUGGAUCCAGGAUUCCAGCCUUUGAUGUUCAAUGCACACUCUCGAGCAGGGUCCCUUCAGGAAAGACGUCAGACACAGGCGCUGAUCCCCAUGAAGAGCUUACACAGAGGAGAGAAGGCACUUAGCUUCAGUCACCGAAGAAGCAACCCCAGCUGGGAGGAGCAUGCCGGAUGGGGCAGGAGGGAUGUCAUCCGGCCAAAGCCACUGUUCUAUGCAGUGGAUGAGGAGUAUGAAUCCGGAGAGCAGACAGAGGAGGAGACAUCAGCAACCAGGUCCAGAUGGAUAGCUGAGCACAGACAUAACAGAGAAUACUACAAAUCCCACAGUCCUUUGCUCCAUAGACAAUAGUUCACUGUUCUAAGGAUGCUGGGUCAUUCCAGAGUCCCUAUUCCAUUACCAUGAAACAAAAAUUCUCACAAUUGAGAACAGAGUUAUUAAGUUUGCGUUUUUGAAUCUUUUGGACACCUAUAUAUAUAUAUAAAAGGAUGACUUUUCACAGCCAACUUGAAGGCUGAGCCA
Molecule: messenger RNA, 3118 nt
Organism: Onychomys torridus (southern grasshopper mouse)
Lineage: Eukaryota; Metazoa; Chordata; Mammalia; Rodentia; Cricetidae
Gene: Slc9a4
Product: solute carrier family 9 member A4
Exons: 12
Coding region: 500-2947 (815 amino acids)
Biological process (GO): proton transmembrane transport; regulation of pH; sodium ion transport
Cellular component (GO): membrane
Molecular function (GO): sodium:proton antiporter activity
Source: RefSeq, a predicted model, not a curated record